AUGGGGGUGGGGGUGUCUUUAUUGCUGCAGUUUUCUCUGACUUCUGGGGGCUACCGGAGCGGGGGCCGAAGCAGGCGCUACUGCCGCAGAAGUCUCCCCAGGAGCGUCCCCAGGCGGAGUUGGACCAAGCCGCAUCCCCAGCCCCACAGCCUCCAGGCAGAGGAAGAACUGAUGCUGGAACGGCGCUGCAGGGGUUCCCUGGCCAUGGGCCCAGCUCAUCCCCGACUCCUUUCUGGGCCCUCCCAGGAGUCACCCCAGACCCUGGAGGAGGAACCCCGCGGGCUGAGGUCACUGGGCGCUCCCCAGGGGGGAGCCCACCGCUGUGCCCACUGUAGGCGGCACUUCCCAGGGUGGGCGGCCCUGUGGCUUCAUGCCCGGCGGUGCCAGGCCCGGCUGCCCCUGCCCUGCCCGGAGUGUGGGCGCCGCUUCCGCCACGCCCCCUUCUUGGCACUGCACCGCCAGGUCCAUGCUGCAGCCACCCCAGACCUGGGCUUUGCCUGCCACACCUGUGGGCAGGGCUUCAGAGGCUGGGUGGCCCUGGUUCUGCAUCUGCGAGCCCACGCAGCUGCAAAGCGGCCCAUCGCAUGUCCUGGAUGUGAGAGGCGCUUCUGGCGAGGAAAGCGGCUCAGAGCUCACCUGCGGCGGUGCCACCCCCGCCCCCCUGAGGCCCGGCCCUUCAUAUGCGGCAACUGUGGCCGAAGCUUUGCCCAGUGGGACCAGCUGGUUGCUCACAAGCGGGUUCAUGUGGCCGAGGCCCUCGAGGAGGCAGCAGCCAAGGCUCUUGGACCUCGGCCCAGGGGCCGCCCGGCGGUGACUGCCCCCCGGCCUGGUGGAGAUGCUGUCGACCGUCCUUUCCAGUGUGCCUGCUGUGGCAAGCGCUUCCGGCACAAGCCCAACUUGAUUGCACACCGUCGUGUGCACACGGGCGAGCGGCCCCACCAGUGCCCUGAGUGUGGGAAGUGCUUCACCAACAAGCCCUACCUGACCUCUCACCGGCGCAUCCACACUGGUGAGAAGCCCUACCCGUGCACUGAGUGCGGGCGCCGCUUUCGGCACAAACCCAACCUUCUGUCACACAGCAAGAUUCACAAGCGAUCUGAGGGGUCUGCCCAGGGUACCCCUGGCUCAGGGAGCCCCCAGCUUCCAGCUGGCCCACUUGAGCCCUCUUCAGAGCUCACCCCGGAGGCCCCACUGAAUCCUGUACAGGAGCCUGCCCCAGAGCCUUUGCUGGGAGCCCCUCAAGAGCCUCCGCAGGCCCAGGCCGCAGCGCCCCCGUCUCUCUACAGCUGUGAUGACUGUGGUAGGAGCUUCCGCCUGGAACGUUUCCUGCGUGCUCAUCAGCGGCAGCACACUGGAGACCGGCCGUUCACCUGUACCGAGUGUGGAAAGAACUUUGGCAAGAAGACCCACCUGGUGGCUCACACCCGGGUCCACUCGGGUGAGCGGCCCUUUGCCUGCGAAGAAUGUGGGCGCCGCUUCUCACAGGGUAGCCACCUGGCAGCCCACCGGCGCGACCAUGCCCCUGAGCGGCCCUUCGUCUGCCCAGACUGUGGCAAGGCUUUCCGCCACAAGCCCUACCUGGCAGCCCACCGGCGCAUCCAUACCGGUGAAAAGCCCUACGUCUGCCCUGAAUGCGGCAAAGCCUUCAGCCAGAAGUCCAACCUGGUGUCCCAUCGACGCAUCCACACAGGCGAGCGCCCCUACGCGUGCCCCGACUGUGACCGCAGCUUCAGCCAGAAGUCCAAUCUCAUCACCCACCGCAAGAGCCACAUCCGCGAUGGCGCCUUCUGCUGUGCUAUCUGUGGCCAGACCUUUGACGAUGAGGAGAAACUCCUGGCCCAUCAGAAGCAGCAUGAUGUUUGAGAGCGACAGGGGCUGUGGAGGCUGGGGAAGAUAGGAUUCGGAUGUCAUUUGAGAGGAGUGUCCCAGUGGGCUCGGGAUGCUCUGGUUGGUGCUGGUAUAGCAGAUGGGAUGUAAGUCACUGGAAGGGGCAGAGGGGUUGGGGGUGAAGUGAGCCCACCUCCCCUUCAGCAAGGAAUCUACUUUCAGAGUGCAAGGGCCCUGGCUCUCCAGCUGUUCGCUAAGCUACCAUCCCUGUCCUGUGCCCUGGAAAAGUAGCAAUAGCAUCUUGAUCUACCCAUAGCGCCCUUGGGCUAGAAGAGCCACCAGUGGAAAGGAGGACAUUCCAUUCUCUGGUGUUAACCGCCUUAAUGUCCCUGUGUCUUUUAUUGCAAGUUACUUCAAAUCAUUUUGGAAGUAGGUGUGGUAUAAUUCUUAGUAAAUAAACACUCGGGGAGGAAAAGUGGGCCAGCUGGAUACCCCUUGGAGAACCUGCUGGCCUUGUUAGACAGCACCUGGACUUUGUCCAGCAUCUGUAGGUGAAGCUGAACUGCUCUUACCUGUCCCAUCCUGUCCCCUCCCUCUGCCCCCUGCAUAGGCACCCAGACCUAAACUAACAACUGUUAGUGCUGACUUCAUCCCCUUCCCUCCCCAGAGUCCAACCCAGGGUACUUGCCUACUGGCGGCUCUGGCAUUGUCCACUACCCCUCCCUACACAUAGCCACCCCGGCUAUUAGCACCCCUAUGUCCGGGCCUUUUUCUGAACACUCCAGCUUCUCUCUCCCUCCUGCCAGACCUCAAACAUUUAUGGAAAGGACAGCCCCACUGAUAGUGAAGUGUCAGCUGCAGGGGAGAUAUUGGAUGAGUUUCCUUUUUAGCGUUUCUUUGAGGUGUAUUAGUAUGAGGUGCCAGCCUCUGCUUAAACAGGUGACAGGGAAUUCCCCAGCUCCUGAGGCCCUGGUUCUAUUGUAGGAUAAGUCUAAUUGUUAGAAAUGCUUCCUUAUAAUGAAUGAAAUCUGCUUUCCUAUAAUAGCUACCUAUCGGGCCUUGUUCUGUUCUCUGGAACUUCACAGAGCAACUAAUUUACCCUCCUUUUCAAACUAGAGAAUAAAAAUUUGGUUUUAGAACUGGUGGCUGAGAAGUGUUCCUUUUCC
Messenger RNA from Trichechus manatus latirostris (Florida manatee), 2993 nucleotides. RefSeq names its product replication initiator 1 (gene REPIN1). The transcript is spliced from 2 exons. Lineage: Eukaryota; Metazoa; Chordata; Mammalia; Sirenia; Trichechidae. The record is from RefSeq and is a predicted model, not a curated record. Gene Ontology annotation, biological process: regulation of gene expression. The coding region runs from base 1 to 1863 and encodes 620 amino acids. Gene Ontology annotation, cellular component: nucleus.